Messenger RNA from Syzygium oleosum, 1888 nucleotides. RefSeq lists its product as uncharacterized. The transcript has 6 exons. The record is from RefSeq and is a predicted model, not a curated record. Lineage: Eukaryota; Viridiplantae; Streptophyta; Magnoliopsida; Myrtales; Myrtaceae. The coding region runs from base 269 to 1510 and encodes 413 amino acids.
GCUCUCGCUUUCUCUCUCCUCUCUCCCCCCCCCCCAUCAAAAUCGAAACUUUGCGAAGUUUGGGCAGUACCCUCUCUCUCUCUCUCUCUCUCUCUCUCUCUCUCGCUCGCUCGCUCGCGCUGCAUCCCAAACCCCUAAACCCUCGCCCGCCCCCAAUUUCCCUUCUCCCUAAACCCUAAUUGCUUCGAUCUCGACGCGCAAAUCCACUCCCCGGUCGAGCUCGGUCAUCGGCGGCCUCGUUCCGAUUCGCGCGCCCGCGGCUGCCAUAAUGUCCAACUCCGGCCGUUUCGCGGUCACCCGGGUCCACCCGGACAACCGGUUCUACAACCCGCCGCCGGUCCGGCGCCACCAGCAGCAGCUCCUCCGCCAGAAGCAGCAGCAGCUCCUCCAGAAGCAGUCCCGGAUCGAGUCGGCGGAGGCGGAGGCGGAGGCCCUGGCGCGCCCCGACUCCUCGGACGACUCGGCAUUGUCGCGGCCGAACUCGGUCUGCUCGCCCUCGCCCCCCGGGACUGCGAAUUCGACCAAUUUGGAUCGUCUCAUGGAGUCCGUCACGCCCUCGGUCCGGGCUCACGACUCGCCCGAGCAGUUGAGAUCGAGGCGUUGGCGAACACGGGAAGCUGAUCCACUCCCUUAUUAUUUACUUGGGGAUUUAUGGGAAUCUUUUAAAGAGUGGAGCGUCUUUGGAGCUGGAGUGCCGCUACUGUUGACUGGGAGUGAGCCUGUGAAGCAGUAUUAUGUUCCAUCAUUGUCUGGUAUUCAGUUGUACAUUGAUCCCCUCAGACUAAGGAGAACAGGUGAAGACAGUGAUGCCGAGACAUCGAGAGAGACAAGUAGUGCCGGCAGCAGUGACUGUGAAGUGGAAAGAAGAGGGAAAGGUAUUGUUGAUGCAUCAUGGAAUCAACACAAUCUUAUUAAUUCAAACUCGCAGAAGAUGAAUAGACUGACAUUAAGAGAGAAGCCUCUCGUGAGUUCAUCAAGUGAUGAAGCGGAGGUUGGCAAUUCCUCUGGGACGCUAAUAUUUGAGUAUUUGGAGCAAGAGCAGCCUCAUCAUCGCAAACCUUUUUAUGACAAGGUUUCAAUUCUCACAUCUCAGUUUCCUGACCUAAAAAGAUACAGAAGCUGCGAUAUAUUGCCUUCAAGUUGGAUUUGUGUCGCAUGGUAUCCAAUAUAUAGAAUACCCGUAGGCCCCACUCUGCAGAAUUUUGAUGCAUCCUUCCUAUCGUUUCAUCCUUUGUCGACGCACUCAAAAAGCACAGGCAAAUUCAAGCCACAACUUCAUAUUUCGAGUGGCAGAAGGGCCCGUGGCGUUAGUGCAUCCUCUAAGUUUUCUCUUCCUGUUUUCGGUCUUGCUUCCUAUAAACUAGGAGGCUCAAUUUUAACUCCUAAUGGACCACAUGAAUCCCAGCAGGCCAACUCUCUCUUGCAAGCUGCUGAUGAUUGGCUCCGGCAGCUGCAAGUUUCUCUUCCCGAUUACCAGUUCUUUGUCUCCCACAACACACAGUGGAGAUAACAGAAGGAUGACAAUCCCUUCCCUAAAGUGCUUUGCUCUAUAGGCAUAUGAUUUUAAGGUGUCAAUUUUGAUAUGGUAUAUGAGAUAGAAAGAAUGUGUUUUAGAGUAAAAGGCAUCUGUUUUCCGCUAUUCCCCGCUAAACAGAUUGUUUUAUGUGCCUCCAUAACUUUGUAAUUAUGUGCAUCUCCCCCUGGAAAUUUAGUAGUCUAGAGGGGGAGAGGGAAAAAAUGCUUUAUUGAUCCAGGUUCAGCUUAGAGUAGCUCUGACUUUUGAGUUUCAUGAAAGAAUUGCAGUCAGUUGGGAAUAUUGGAAGCAAAAGUAUUACUUCGUGUAUGUAAAGUUGAUACGUGCAAGUUGCAUAGAUUUCUACAUGAUCAA